AUGGCAACCGAAGCUGCUGUUCGUAAAUUCUUCUCGUCAUCCGCCUAUGCGGUGGCGGGUGCAAGCUCCAACCCUGCAAAGUUCGGGCAUCGAGUUUUUGUCUGGUAUCUCCACCAUGACCUGCCAGUGACUCCUAUCAACCCAGGAUCAGAGACCGUCAGUGCUUUGAACAAGGAUCAUGCCACUGUCCCCAACGUGACAGCACUUUCGAACCCUACGCAGACGUCUCUAUCAGUUAUUACCCCUCCAGCAGCAACUCUGCAGUUACUCCGCGAGGCAAAGGAGAAGGGCAUUCCUUCUGUCUGGCUGCAGCCUGGAAGCUUUGAUGCGGCUGUCCUUGAGUUUGCCAAUGCCCCGGGAACAUUUGAAGCUGUUAUUGCUGGUGACGGUGGCCGAGGUCAUGAGGGUUGGUGCAUCUUGGUGGAUGGAGAGCGAGGACUGCAAGCAGCAGGCAAGCUGUGA
Molecule: messenger RNA, 462 nt
Organism: Fusarium sp. VM40
Lineage: Eukaryota; Fungi; Ascomycota; Sordariomycetes; Hypocreales; Nectriaceae
Source: the annotation of a GenBank genome assembly